Molecule: messenger RNA, 1812 nt
Organism: Coffea eugenioides
Lineage: Eukaryota; Viridiplantae; Streptophyta; Magnoliopsida; Gentianales; Rubiaceae
Product: carnosine N-methyltransferase-like
Exons: 18
Coding region: 55-1494 (479 amino acids)
Molecular function (GO): S-adenosylmethionine-dependent methyltransferase activity
Source: RefSeq, a predicted model, not a curated record
AAAAAGGUGAAGGAGCGUAGUGAGAACAACUCUUGGACCCAGAAAGAGAGAACGAUGGGGACAGAAAGCAUAGAAGACGACGAGCAACUCCGUCGGAUGAAACUCGAAGUAGCCCUAGAAGUCAAAUCCCUUAGGCGGAUCAUCAGCGCUUAUCUCAACUAUCCAGAGGCAGCGGAGGAGGCUGUAAAAAGAAAUGAGAGAUCUUUUGAGAGGCUUCCGCCGGCUCACAAGGCAUUGCUGUGUCACCUUCCAUCUAAAUUUCAGAAACUUAGAUGGUGCAUUCCAAAGAAUUCAUUUUUCAUUUUUGAGAUGCUUAAGAUGUUUGAGCCACCACUUGAUAUGAGUCAGGACAUUGAUAUUUGUGAGCAUGAACUUCAGAGCGAUGUUUCAGAUAGUCACCUGUUACCUGGUCAGAGAAACCUUGGUCCUAGCGAGCUUCCCUCAGAAGAUGGAAGAGUUCCUCUCUUGAAAACAGAUGGACCAAACCUUGGAGAUGUCAUUUGCAGGUUUCCUAAAGAGAUGAGAAAUGAACAAUCUACUGAGACCAAUGCUGGGAGCUGCGGUAUAGGCUUGGAGUACAAGGGAGAUGAAGGUUGCCCUAACAAUGAGGCAACUUGUUCUGCUCUUGGUUGUACUGGAAAUGUUAUGUCAUCUCCUCCUGAUUGGUUGGACCCAUCAUUGCAACUGCAUGUUCCCUUAGUGGAUGUAGAUAAGGUACGAUGUAUCAUUAGAAACAUUGUACGAGAUUGGGCAUCCGAGGGGCAGAAGGAACGGGACCAAUGCUAUAAGCCCAUUCUUGAAGAACUUCAAAAUCUAUUUCCUCAUCGUAGUAAAGAGAGUCCACCUACUUGUUUAGUCCCUGGUGCUGGACUUGGGAGGCUGGCUCUAGAAAUUUCAUGUCUUGGGUUCAUAUGCCAAGGCAAUGAAUUUUCAUACUAUAUGAUGAUCUGUUCAAGCUUUAUUCUUAACCAUGCUCAGACAGCUGAGGAGUGGACAAUCUACCCAUGGAUACACAGCAAUUGCAACUCUCUUUCCGAUAAUGAUCAGCUUCGUCCAGUUGCAAUUCCCGAUAUACAUCCUGCUACUGCAGGGACCACUGAAGGUUUCUCAAUGUGCGGUGGUGAUUUUGUUGAAGUCUACAGUGAUCCAAACCAAGUAGGAGCUUGGGAUGCUGUGGUGACUUGCUUUUUCCUUGACACUGCUCAUAACAUUGUAGAAUACAUUGAUAUCAUUUCAAGAAUUCUCAAGGACGGGGGAGUCUGGAUAAAUUUGGGUCCCUUACUUUAUCACUUUGCAGACAUGUACGGUCAAGAAGAUGAAAUGUCUGUUGAACUAAGUUUGGAAGAUGUGAAAAAGGUUGCUCUUCAUUAUGGAUUUGAAUUUGAGCAAUCCUCAACCAUUGAGACAACAUAUACAACAAAUCCUCGUUCUAUGAUGCAAAACCAAUAUCAUGCUGCAUUUUGGAGUAUGCGGAAGAGGAUGAAGAAUGUCUAGCAUAAGUCUGUCUACUUAAAUUAAAGGCUAGACAAAGAGUAUGGAGACUGUCUUUGGCUAUUUCCUGGUCCGUUUUGUUUGCCUAAUCCUGUUAAUCUUAUUAUUGUUCUGUUAUAGCAGAAAGUGGAUUACAGUAGUAUGCGGAUUGAAAUGCUAAACUUGUGCGAGUGAGUGUAAUAUCAUGGAAAUGUAUAUUGGUUCUCCCGUGUAAACUAAACAAGGAUCCGUGUUUCACGACUGUUGAUGUACUUCUAGUAAUGUUAAAGCAGAUUUGUGUUUUUCUACUUUUUAGGGAUACAGGAAAUUUGUUUAAAAUUA